AUGGGUCCAGUGUCUGUGAAAGUAACUCAGCCAAGAAGUAGAGUGCCGUUGAAACUGUACAUUGUAGGAGCCCCUUGCCAGUUGGGUGCUAUAGCCAGUUGGGUGCUACAGCCAGUUGGAUGCCUCAGCCAGUUGGGUGCUACAGCCAGUUGGGUGCUACAGCCAGUUCGGUGCUACUGCCAGUUCGGUGCUACAGCCCUUUGCGUGCUACAACCAGUUGGUUGCUACAUCCAGUUGGGUGCUACGGCCAGUUGGGUGCUACGGCCAGUUGGGUGCUACAGCCAGUUGGGUGCUACAGCCUGUUGGGUGCUACAGCCAGUUGGGUGCUACAGCCCGUUGGGUGCUACAGCCCGUUGGGUGCUACAGCCCGUUGGGUGCUACAGCCCGGUGGGGCUACAGCCAGUUGUGCGCUACAGCCAGUUGGGCGCUACAGCCAGUUGGGCGCUACAGCAACUUGGGCGCUACAGCCAGUUGGGCGCUACAGCCAGUUGGGCGCUACAGCCAGUUGGGCGCUACAGCCAGUUGGGCGCUACAGCCAGUUGGGUGCUACUGCCAGUUGGGUGCUACUGCCAUACAGCUUGUUUA
Molecule: messenger RNA, 585 nt
Organism: Iphiclides podalirius (scarce swallowtail)
Lineage: Eukaryota; Metazoa; Arthropoda; Insecta; Lepidoptera; Papilionidae
Source: the annotation of a GenBank genome assembly